CAUUUACGGACAGAACAAACACCAUGAGUGAUAAUAUGUUGGUUAUUGAAAAUUUUAUAAAUGGGGAAUUUGUUCCUACAAAGUCACAUAUUGACAGUUUUGAUCCAUCAACAGGCUCAAUUUGGGCAAAGAUUCCUGACAGUGAUGAAACAGACGUAAAUAAAGCCGUAGAUGCAGCGAAGGAAGCUUUCCUAAAAUGGUCAUCAACACCAGUGCAGGAACGUUCACGAAUCAUGAUAAAAAUAGCAGACCGUUUAGAAUCACAACUACAGUCCUUUGCCGAGCAAGAAUCUCGUGAUCAAGGAAAACCAAUCUGGUUGGCUAAAGCUGUUGACAUACCUAGAGCUGUUCACAACCUGAGGACAUUUGCAACCAGUAUAUUACAUGAUACAAACAAGUCAUCAGUUAUGGAUGGAAUUGAUGCUUUUAAUUACACUAUCAAACAACCUGUGGGCGUCGCAGGUCUGAUCAGUCCUUGGAAUCUUCCAUUGUAUCUACUGACAUUUAAACUUGCCCCAGCCAUCGCAGCAGGAAACACAGUCGUUGCCAAACCAAGUGAAAUGACAUCAGUCACAGCAUGGAUGCUAGCUAAAAUUUUUAAUGAAUGUGGACUACCGCCUGGUGUAGUAAAUUUAGUAUUUGGUGUUGGACCUAAGGCAGGAGAAGCCAUUGUAAAGCACCCAGACAUUCCUUUAGUAUCAUUCACUGGUGGAACUGCUACAGCCAAACGUUUGAGGGCGUCUGCAGCACCAUUCUGUAAAAAGCUGUCAUUAGAGUUAGGAGGCAAGAAUCCAGCAGUGAUAUUCAACGAUGCAGAUUUAGACAAAUGUAUUCCUACAACAGUCAGGUCAAGUUUUAUAAACCAGGGAGAAAUCUGUUUGUGUACCAGUAGGAUUUAUGUACAGAGAGAGCUGUAUCCCAGAUUCCUCGAGAGAUUCUCUGAAGAAUCCAGGAAGCUAGUUGUUGGAGAUCCUAAAGAUGACAAGUCUAUCCUUGGUGCAUUGAUCAGUAAAGAACAUUUAGCAAAGGUUAAAGGUUAUGUAGAAGUGGCAGAAAAAGAGGGUGCAACAAUAUUAUGUGGAAAAGAGGAUAUGAAUUUACAGGAUCAAAAUAAACAGGGAUAUUUUAUGCGACCUACAAUAGUCACAGAUGUAUCUGAUGACUCUCGUUUGAUCAAGGAAGAAAUAUUUGGACCUGUUACCUGUGUAAUGCCAUUUGAUAAUGAGGAGGAAGUGAUACAGAGAGCUAACAAUGUCCAGUAUGGUCUGUGUGCAACUGUUUGGACAACAAAUGCAUCAGUAUUACAUAGAGUGUCUAGGUCAUUACAGGUUGGAACAGUAUGGGCUAAUUGCUGGCUAGUAAGAGAUCUGAAUAUGCCUUUUGGUGGAAUGAAGGAUUCUGGGAUUGGAAGAGAAGGCACAACAGAUUCAAUGGAGUUCUUUAUGGAACAGAAAAAUGUGUGUGUCAAACUGUGAACCACAAAAACUGUGUAUGUUAGAUUGUGAACCACAAAAAGUAGACAAGUUUGAAAAGCUUGAAAGUGAGAUGAACACACUUGUAUUCCUGUAUAUAUAACCUCAGAGAAGAAAAUCAAAAUUAUGUGAUAUGUAAAAAAUUUUUUUUUCCAAAUUCACAAGACACACUGUGAAUUCAUAAUAUUCGUAGGAAAAAAUUACUGUGACCAUACCUGCCAACCUCUGAAACCUUCAAAGAGGGAGAUCUCUCUCUCAGCUAUGACAGCUGAAGGGGAGAUUUUGCAUGAACGACAUUUUCAAGCUAAAUAUAUGACCUGUACACUUAUUCAUCUACAAAACACCAAUAAGAGUUAAUAAAUAUAUUUUAUUUCUUUAAUUCAUGGUUGUAAUCUAUACAAGGUGUAUUUUUUUCCUUGUUCCUUUUUCAAUACCUCCGAGUCUCAUAACUCACAACAUUCCAUAUUUUGAUUUUUUUGUGAGUCUCACACUAAGUAUGCUUUUGAACGUCGUACAGACCACCAGAAGCAACCUAAAGUUGAUUGAACAUAAUGUGCACAAUAAAUAUUCAUUGUGCCGAGUGAAUUUGGUCGUAAAAAUUGAAAUUUUUCAUCCAAUCUGCUUGACAUUUGCAGUUAUAUUUCUGCUUUUUUACACUGCCGCAUGGUCCAGAAAAAGACAUCUAUCUUCUUGUUGGAGUUGACAUAGCAGAAAUGGUUUUCGAUUACUAAUAAAUCAAACAUAGAAACUACUGACCAAAGUUUUCAAAUGAUCGCCAAUUGUUUGUUUCUUUUUAUUGACAGUAAAGAAAAAUCCCGAGAAAUACGAUCUCGGGUAAUUCCGGGUUAAAAUAUCUGAAAGCGAGAGAUUCUAUACUCCUGCGUGGAAGCGGACAGGCAAGCAGGAGAUUUCUGGAAUUUCGUCGUUUGCAAGGGAGACUCCCGCUCAAUACGGGAGGGUUGGCAGGUAUGUGUAAUUGUGAAUUCAGAAUUUAUUUCGAGGAUUUUUUUCAUGUGAAUAUGACUGGAUGAGUAUUGCAAUAAUAAGAACUCACAUUCUGUUAUCUGAUACAUAUAUCUGAGUGCAGAUUUUCUUGAAAUCGCAAAAAUUAAUCUCACAUUUUUGUCCUCUCGUGGAUAUUUAAUUUCAUGGUUUUGCCAAAGUUUACAUACAAGCCUAUAGAAAAUUUGAUCAUUUGAAUUCGUUGUUCACCUGUACCCACGAAAUACAGGAAAAUUGGUAUCAGUGUUAUAACAGGUAUAGGGUCAACAUGUUUUCUAUGUUGACAGCAUUUUGAGACAUGAGAUUAUUUGUUAUAACAAUUAAACAUUCCAAACUGA
This is a messenger RNA of Mytilus californianus (California mussel), 2812 nucleotides long. RefSeq names its product 2-aminomuconic semialdehyde dehydrogenase-like. Gene Ontology annotation, molecular function: oxidoreductase activity, acting on the aldehyde or oxo group of donors, NAD or NADP as acceptor. The record is from RefSeq and is a predicted model, not a curated record. NCBI's taxonomy places the organism in Eukaryota, Metazoa, Mollusca, Bivalvia, Mytilida, Mytilidae. The coding region runs from base 24 to 1475 and encodes 483 amino acids. The transcript has 9 exons.